AUGUCGAAAAGAGAGAAUGACGAGCCGCCAGAUGUUGGAUAUUGCGAGGCUGUUAGGAUAGGAAGCGGAAUUGAAGCUGAAUUGACAAUAUUUUAUACGCCAAAAAAAGGUUCGUGUAGUUCGUGUCUUGCCCCUCAUGCUUCACACAAACUUGAAAAAGGGUAUCGAAUCGGUUCUUUGCUUCGCCAGAUUUUGAGGUUCAUAAUGGAUACUUGGCGGGGAAAGAAAGAAAAAUUUCAAACGGCAGACUGUUUUGGAAGCUCACAAUAGUCACUUCCAAAGGGGAUAUCAUCUAUGUCCGCCGCUACGACAAGGCAAACAGCGGUAAAGGUGAAUUUCUGUUAAUUGUUCUUACUGUAUUUAACGAACAAAGCUUAAGAACGUACAUUUCUUUGACAGAGUUUGUAAUAGCUUCGCCGGGAUACUGGCUACAACAAAACGAUGUCUACUUGACGUAAAAUGAGGUACGCCCAUUUAAAACGCCAUUCUCUUCACUACUAACUUAUUCAAUUAGAGGUAAUGUAGAGAGCGAAGCAAACUAAAGUUGACUCUCAUCUUAAAAGCCGCGGCGCAAUACGACAAUAUGAACCUCGUCAUUAAUAUUCGAGCGGGGAGCAAAGAUUGAAGACAAUAAGAUCCACAUUUGUGCGUUAUCAUCUGCUGAGCGACAAGCCUACUCACUUGUUUCCUGCACCUUAAACUCAACGUAGCUAAACAUCUCUCUUGUGAUUGCUGAGGACUGGCGACCUGACACAAGUAUAUUUCUUUCCUUCCUAUUGCAGCUUGGCUUUGGUAGAUUUGCUAUACUUGCACUACACCUCAAGGACAUAGACAAUGAAGCAGACGUAAUUGAAAACGAAAAAUCUUUUAUUUUUUCUUGUAGUGGGAUUUUAACAAUUAGCUUUACAAUGUGAGCAAUAAAAAAAUGUGAGUUAACCCGCGUCAAUCACUUUUCUCGUAAAAAAACAAAACAACUGAGCAUGAAGAUUGAUGCACGUGGUGCUUCAAUCUCAUCAUAAUAUGAUUUCUCCCACCUACAUUUCUAACAUAACAAAUAAGUCACCCCGACGGCAAGGCGCCUCUAAAAUUAGAAACUGACCACAGUUUGAGAACGAUAAUUAAUGCGAGACAGCAAUGCAUUCUUAUUGCUCCGGACAUUGACACACAUACCAGAAUUUCGUGAUACUAAAACUAUCAUUAGGAAAAAAAACCAUCAACAACAACCAAGGGAUUAGCCAAAAACGCAUUACGAAGUCAACACAACUAGGGUUAUACAAGCACUGUUUAGGCACAACAAUUUGAUAACUAAAAUUUUUCCAAAUUGUCAACAUGACAGAAUACGAUCCACCUGAACCUUUCAAUGCUUUCUAUGAGGUUGUAACAGUUGGAAGAAAGUGGCACUUGAUCCCAGACGUGAAAAUUUACUACAUCUCUGAAAGCCGCAGUGAGUGUACUAUGACAAUUUCCUAAAGCUCACGAAACGUUAUGUCAUAUGAUUUUUUCGAAUCCAAGUAAGUUAUCUUUUACUUUUCGCCUUUUUGCAAGAGUUUAAAGUCAGGGGCGGAUGUAAAGUGAAAGAUACCUCACAUGAAGACUAUCGACAGAUUAAGAUUGUCAUGGACGACCACGAGGACAAGGUUUUUGAACUCAGACGUCACAAACAAGGAGGUAAUUUAUGAACAUAGAUGUGCCUCAAAGGUCGCAAGCUUUUAAUUACAUACCUAAAACCUUUCGUUUUGAUCUUUCAUUUCAUAGAAUACAGAAUGAUAACAAACGGGUUUUGGGUCUCUAGAACAAAAAAACAUGCAGUUUAGGUGCGAGGUAGGUUCCGCUGAAUUAUAUUUAUGCUUUUUUGUUUGAAGUGAAAAAAUAUUAGGGCAGAAUUUUUCAUAUGCAUGAUUACACACUAUCGUUGAGUGCCAGUUAGAAACUCGAGUAAUAGUGCUGGUAUUUAUGUACUAGUAGUCAUGUACCUAUUAUUCGUAUCACAGGUCACUCUCCAGGUCUGGAGACAUUAACAGCAAGGUAGAUUUACGGCCAAACCCUUGUAGCAACAGAUGAAGCAACCAAGUUUUUGACUAAGCAUGUUACUUGAAAGUUUUCCGUGAAGUCAAUGUAAUAAACAUAUACUGUUUAUCUAUGUCUGCUCUUGUCACUACAAUGCUUUUUUUUUUCACUCAAUCUCCUAUUACAUUAAGAAAGCUGGGAUUCCAAAAAGCCUGUGGAGGAAGUGAUUGCCUUUAUUACGGUAUGAUGCGUGCCUAUCAAUGCAGCGAAGGUGGCUUAACAUGAUGUAAGUCAGAUUACCAGAACCAUGCCUGACACAAUGCAUCACAAGUGAGGCAUGACGUAUUCUGCGGUUUUUAGCGAAAACGCGUUUAAGUGGGUGGGAUAGCAGAUAUCACAGGCAUAUAAAGAGUUGAGAGCUGAUAACAAACAAACUGCGCACUUUAUACCAUGAAAUCUUGACUGGACCCAUUGUAAUAUAUCAAAAGGACACAAGAAAAGCUCUUUCAAGUAGACCGACAAAACUAAUCGUGUAAUCUUAAAUGCGAACGCAAGGAAGAAAAACGUCUUCGCCGCUGGGGGUUUCGGGUUGGUUUUCACUGUAGAACGACAUGUCAGCAUAUCAAACAAGCGAUCCUGAUUCGGCUUUUGCUAACAUUGCAAUACAUUAAACACACGCAUUUACUUAAAAACGCCCAUGAAUGAGAAACACUAGAAGUGGUAUUGAGACUAUUUGUUAUUGGGGGGAUAGUACCUUGAUGUAAGAAAGUCGUACAACAGCUUAAGAUGAUCAAAUACAAAUUCUCAUUUCUUCUUUUCUGCUUAUUCGUUAUGAGCAGGCGUGACCUUUUUAGUAGUCUGAGCUCAUUGUUCAAUGCAUCUAAAAAUAAACUUUAAAAAUCUCACAGAAGCAUCAGCAUUAACGCGAACCAUAGGGUGAAAACAAUCGCGGUAACGACUUGUGAAGCGAAUUUGUUUUACUGGGAAUAAUAGAAUUCAAAAAGACAUUAACAACGUAAAAGCCCCACACAACUGAUAAAAUGGGUGACGGAUUUAAUCCAGAUGAGCCAGAACACGCUAAAUACUGCGAGGUAAUCCAAAUAGGAAUCGAAGAUACCACAGCAGAGGUGACGAUAUUCUAUACCCCAGAAAGAGGUUAGUUUCAUCGUAUUUUAAUGUUCCUUACGUUAACCAGCCAAUAAAUUGUAGUUUCUUUUACCUUGUAGAAUUUCAGGUCUCUAAUGGACAUGUCUCUGAAAACAAAGAUGGGAGAAACUUUGGCAGGCAGUAUCGCAUGCUAAAAAUAGUUACAUCUAAGGCGAACGUUAUUGAAAUCAGACGAUAUGACAAUGGAGGUAGGUAUUUAUAAAGUUCAUAGGAACACAGAGGCAUAAAAGGAAAUAUUCCAAAUUUAAAAAUUGCAGCCUCAAUUUAAGUGGUCACACAUAUUUACUUAUAUACUGAUAUUUUAUGAAAACUCCACAUAUUUUUUUUUCUUUAAAGAAUACUUUGUUGAUGCCCAAGGGAAAAACUUUAACUUCGACGGAAGGAAAGUGAAGGUUUAGGGAAGGUAUGAAAAUUUGCUUUGUUUGCAUUUUUGCUGUACUCGCAAUCGUCGUAAACUAUAAUUUCAUCAGACCGAAUCAAAUUCUAUUUGCAUUUGUAUUUAAUAUAAGAGACUACGCGCGUCACAGGUCUUCUUCAAUAAAACUACAGUCCUUGGUUCUCUUUCCAGUUUUCUGAUUAUUAAUCAUACUUUUUUCUAUUUUCCCCCAGAAUUUCAAGUCUUUGACGCAAGACGGAGGGAAGAG
Porites lobata is the source of this 3818-nucleotide messenger RNA. The record is from the annotation of a GenBank genome assembly. NCBI's taxonomy places the organism in Eukaryota, Metazoa, Cnidaria, Anthozoa, Scleractinia, Poritidae.